CCAGAAUGCCGGGCGGCGCUGCCGGCGGCGAGCAAGAUGGCGGAGGCAGAGGCUCUCGUCGCUCCCGUGGAGGCUCCCGAAGAGGAGGCCAAGACCUUCAAAGAUCUGGGUGUGACAGACGUGUUGUGUGAAGCCUGUGACCUGUUAGGAUGGAAGAAGCCAACCAAGAUCCAGAUCGAAGCCAUUCCGGUGGCCCUUCAAGGCCGGGACAUCAUCGGCCUGGCGGAGACGGGCUCGGGCAAGACGGGGGCUUUUGCCCUGCCCAUCCUGAACGCGCUCCUGGAGACCCCCCAGCGCUGCUUCGCCCUGGUCCUCACGCCCACGCGGGAGCUGGCCUUCCAGAUCUCCGAGCAGUUCGAGGCCCUGGGAUCGUCCAUCGGGGUGCAGAGCGCGGUCAUUGUGGGCGGCAUCGACUCCAUGUCUCAGUCUCUGGCCUUGGCUAAGAAGCCCCACGUCAUCAUCGCCACCCCGGGCCGUCUGAUCGACCACUUGGAGAACACCAAAGGCUUUAACCUGCGAGCCCUCAAGUACCUGGUCAUGGAUGAAGCCGACCGCAUCCUCAACAUGGACUUCGAGACUGAGGUGGACAAGAUUCUCAAAGUGAUUCCUCGAGACCGGAAGACCUUCCUCUUCUCCGCCACCAUGACCAAAAAGGUGCAAAAGCUGCAGAGAGCCGCACUCAAGGACCCCGUGAAGUGCGCGGUGUCCUCCAAGUACCAGACGGUGGAGAAGCUCCAGCAGUACUACCUGUUCAUCCCCUCCAAGUUCAAGGACAGCUACCUGGUCUACCUACUGAACGAACUGGCCGGAAACUCCUUCAUGAUCUUCUGCAGCACCUGUAACAACACGCAGCGCACGGCGCUGCUCCUCCGCAACCUGGGCUUCACGGCCAUCCCCCUGCACGGCCAGAUGAGUCAGAACAAGCGCCUGGGGUCUCUGAACAAGUUCAAAGCCAAAGCCCGCUCCAUCCUGCUGGCCACCGACGUGGCCAGCCGCGGCCUGGACAUCCCCCACGUGGACGUGGUGGUCAACUUCGACAUUCCCACCCACUCCAAGGACUACAUCCACCGCGUGGGGCGGACGGCCCGGGCCGGACGCUCGGGCAAAUCCAUCACCUUUGUCACGCAAUAUGACGUGGAGCUGUUCCAGCGAAUCGAGCACCUGAUUGGGAAGAAGCUUCCCGCCUUCCCGACCCAGGAGGAGGAGGUCAUGAUGCUGACGGAGCGGGUGGCCGAGGCCCAGAGAUUCGCUCGCAUGGAGCUCCGGGAGCACGGGGAGAAGAAGAAACGGUCUCGCGACGACCCGGAAGAUAACGACGACACCGAAGGCGCCAUGGGCGUCCGCAACAAAGUGGCCGGGGGGAAGGCCAAGAGGAGGAAGCCCCGUUAACGCCGCGACUCGCUCUGCCGCCCAUCCGGGUGAGUGGAGGGGGCUUCCCACAGCCGAUCCCUCCCACUCCCGGCCCCCAGGCGGCCCUGAACUCUCCCUUCCGGGUCCCCCAUGCCCCCCGGCGGCCUCUCCCCCCGGACACGGAACCCCCCCAGGCUUCUUCCCGGGAUCACUGCACAGACGGUCCUUGAUCUGACAUCGGCUUCCUGCUCGGGAGAGUGGACAGGGCGUGGGGGACAGGGGGAAGGGGAAACGCACGUCGCCUUACCUGGAACCCCGGGGCGACCCUGCCCUCUCUAUUCAUCGUGCUGCCGGGAGAAGAGUAAAGGACGACUGAGUUUAUUUUUCAAAGA
This is a messenger RNA of Ornithorhynchus anatinus (platypus), 1742 nucleotides long. It is a transcript of the gene DDX47, whose product is annotated as DEAD-box helicase 47. The record is from RefSeq and is a predicted model, not a curated record. The transcript has 12 exons. Gene Ontology annotation, molecular function: nucleic acid binding; ATP binding; RNA helicase activity. The coding region runs from base 37 to 1389 and encodes 450 amino acids. Lineage: Eukaryota; Metazoa; Chordata; Mammalia; Monotremata; Ornithorhynchidae.